Molecule: messenger RNA, 5653 nt
Organism: Truncatella angustata
Lineage: Eukaryota; Fungi; Ascomycota; Sordariomycetes; Amphisphaeriales; Sporocadaceae
Exons: 5
Coding region: 202-5394 (1730 amino acids)
Biological process (GO): negative regulation of transcription by RNA polymerase II; chromatin remodeling
Cellular component (GO): chromatin; nucleus
Molecular function (GO): DNA binding; histone binding; ATP hydrolysis activity
Source: RefSeq, a predicted model, not a curated record
CUGCACGACAUUGACUUAUGGAUUCAACUUCGCCUGCCUCGAUAACCUUCUUUGGAACAACUGCACCACAACUCGAGGUAAGGCUGGAGAAAGCUCGAAAUAGCUUCGGCAGAGUUCUCGCCCCCACCAUCGCCCUGAGCUUCUUUCCAAGCCAGUUGGAACAGCACGAGGUAUGUGUACGACACGGUAGCAAUAUAUGCGAUGGAUGCGACGGACGCGACGAGCGCGGACCCGUCGGAAUCUGAUCACGAUCAUGAUCAUGUCCAUGUCCAUGUCCAUGACCUCGACCCCGACCCUGACCAUAUUGCUGAAGAUGUUGGUGACAACUCUAUAUUCGUGGAUGCGGCGGGGCCCACUGGUCAUGCUACGAGCCUUGACGGACAUGAUGGUGAUGAAGAUGCGCAAGUCGAGCAAGACGAAACAGGGAACUUGGCAGGUGUACAAGAAACAGAACAGGUGGACGAAGAGAACGCCUCCACCAAACAUUCCUCACCAUCGCCGUUGCAGCAACCUCAGCUCUUGCCCAUUCAGGUCCUUCUCCAUGCCCCGGCCGACCCAAGCUCAUACUCCAAAAUCGACCUACCACCUAGUUGGUUUGUCUCCAAGAUCCUCGAAGAGGUUGCCACUGGCCAUGACAAUGACGACGACGAUGGCCCUUGGUAUAGUGUGGAGUUUGACGAUGGUCGUAUUGACCAAUUCGCUUAUGAUGAUAUUCGUACAAUGCGCAACGGCUCCUCUGCACUGGACAGAUUUCGCAGAAGCCAGGGCUUCUAUCAAGAACAGGACAUGUAUCAACAUCCAGGCACAAUAGCACAUCACGGUACCAAACGCCAUUGGCCAGCCGACACAGACUCAGACCACAUGGAGUUUGAGCAACCGCGACAAAUACCUCUUCGUCGAAGCACGAGACGGAUGACCUCCAGACAGCCAUCUGUGGAUUAUCCCAUGAAGUAUGGCAUCGAUGAGGAUCUUGUCGAUAGCGCAUUUGUGGGCGGGGAUGAUCAUGAGGACGAGGACGACGAUGACUUCGACAAUCCCGUCAAGCAAGGACUUGGACCUAACAAGAGACUGACCAGAGCUCAGAAUUCUGUUGGCAAGAAAUACACUGCCCAUCUUCUCUAUUCUGAGGAUGAACUUGCUGGCGACUCUGAUGAUAAUUUCAAACCCGUCACUUCUGACCUCAGCUCUUUCAAGGCCGGUCACAAGAGGAAGGGUGGCAAAGGCAGACGAAGCCUCCGUGGUGCCGCACGAAGAAGAGAUCGAGACUCGUCGAUUGAGUUUGAACCUACUCGCAAGUCUGGUCGAAUAACAAAAGACACCAACUACGUCGUUCCAGACAUUGACGAUGAUUACGGCGCAAUCGACGACAAACCUGUCAGUACUCCCAAGCAUGUCUCCGUCAAAGAGAUCUUCCCGCCCCUGCCUGAGGAUUCCGAAUUCGUCAAGUCGCACAUGAGAACCUGUGAGACUUGCGGUUCCGGGGCACAUGCAGGCAAAGGUUCUCUGAUUGCUUGUCAGGGUUGCUCGACAUCUUACCAUAAGAUAUGCUUGGGUCAGAGAUCGGCACGUGAGCAUCGGGUCACCAAGAUCGGACCGGAUUACUUUGUUCUUCAAUGCAGAAUCUGCAUAGGCACAUACCAGAAGAAAGAUGCGACUGCACCAAACCAUGCUCUGUGUCAAACAUGCAAGGCAGUUUCUCCUUCUUGCCACGAGUUCUCACCGAAGAAGACACCGAAAGUUGAGGAACACUUGCGCCAAGAAAAUGGAGGCCAAGAUCCUGUUACUGAGGUCAAUCGUGAGCUCAUAAACAAUGCUGCCACUUUACUGUUCCGCUGUACUUCUUGCAAGCGUGGCUACCAUUUCGAACAUCUACCACCGCUAACCCGAGAAGAGGAGAUUCCUGUCGACUUGCGCGCCAACAGGAUCUCCGAGUAUGACAUGGUUGAUUGGAGGUGCAAGGACUGUGUUGACGCAAAACACAAAAUCCAGUCCUUGGUCGCCUGGCGCCCCGUUGAUCAAGAGGGCUACAUUACUGGAAAGACUUGCCUUGACAUCCCUGAGGAUGGUAAAGAGUACCUAGUCAAGUGGGACAAGGUCUCUCACUUCCAUGACACAUGGAUGCCCGGUGCCUGGGUCUUUGGCGUAGCUGCAAGCGCUAUGAAAUCUGCAUUUGUCAAACGCGAUGAGAACAUGCUCCCAAAGAUGACUUUCGAGCAAGCCAUUGAGGAAGAAUGGCUUCUAGCCGAUGUCAUCUUAAAUGUCCGAUAUCGUGGGAAUAGAGUGCGCUCGAGCAAAGCUAAGGACCUUGCCCGUAUCUCUGAUGUCAAGGAGAUUUUUGUGAAAUUUCAGGGUCUUGGCUAUACGGAAUCAGUCUGGGACACGCCGCCUGCCAAGGACACAGGAGCAGCCUACGAUGCUUUCCGCACAGCAUACGAGGAAUACGUCCAAGGUGUCCAUUUCCCCCAUGUCACAGACCACAAGAUGGCUGAAAGAGUCAAGCAGUUCCGUGGCCUUGACUUCAGGUCCGAGUGCGAACUCCAUGCUCAGCCUCCCGGGCUUAAGCGUGGAAAGCUCAUGGAGUACCAGGUCGAUGGUGUCAACUGGAUGCUUUUCAACUUCAAUAAACAGCUUAAUGUCAUUCUGGCAGAUGAAAUGGGUCUAGGCAAGACAGUACAGGUGGUGGCUUUCAUCACUACGCUUGUCCAGGACAAGCCUAACUGCUGGCCGUUUUUAAUUGUGGUUCCAAAUUCCACUUGUCCUAAUUGGCGCCGCGAACUGAGGCAAUGGUCACCAGAACUUCGUGUUUGCACCUACCAUGGUGGCAAGGCAGCACAGGAUCUGGCUUUCAAGCACGAAAUUUUUCCCGAAGGUAUUAAGGCUGGCAUUAAGGCGCAUGUUGUCAUUAUGUCAUAUGAAGCAGCCGUAGAUGCUGGAUCGACGUUCCGCUCUGUCAAGUGGCAAGGCUUGAUCGUAGACGAGGGUCAGAGAUUGAAGAACGACAAGAGCUUGCUGUAUAGAGCCUUGCAAGACAUGAGGAUUCCGUUCAGAGUUCUGUUAACUGGUACCCCUUUGCAGAACAACAAACGUGAGCUCUUCAACCUGCUGCAAUUCAUCGAUCCCUCGCGUAAUGCCGAGGCACUCGAUGAAGAGUAUAGAGAGGUCACAAACGAAUCUCUUAGAAAGCUUCAUGCUAUGAUCAGACCCUACUUUCUGCGUCGUACGAAGAUAGAAGUUCUCACCUUUCUCCCACCAAUGGCUCAAAUCAUUCUUCCUGUCACCAUGACCUACCUCCAGGAGAAGCUGUCGAAAUCUAUUAUUUCCAAGAACUCGGAAUUAAUCAAGGCGAUUGUUUCCAAAGGAAAGAUUAAAGCCGGUGAGCGGAAAGGUCUGAACAAUAUACUCAUGGAACUACGACGUGUUCUUUGUCACCCAUUUCUCUUCAGCGACUCCGUCGAAGAUCGAACCGUUACCGAUCCAGUCAUCAUCCAGAAGAACCUUGUUGACGCUUCUGGCAAGCUUCGGCUUCUGAAUAUCAUGCUUCCCAAAUUGAGGGAGCGUGGCCAUCGUGUCUUGAUUUUCAGCCAAUUCCUCAUGAGCCUUACUAUCCUUGAGGAUUUUCUCACAGCACUCGGACUACCCCAUGCCCGGAUCGAUGGAAGCUUGUCCGCUCUAGAGAAGCAGAAGCGGAUCGACGCCUUUAAUGAGCCUGGCUCACUCUUUUUUGCAAUGCUACUGUCAACGCGUGCCGGUGGUGUCGGUAUCAAUCUAGCAACUGCAGACACGGUCAUAAUUUUUGACCCUGACUUCAAUCCACACCAGGACAUACAGGCACUCUCACGAGCUCACCGUAUUGGACAGAAAAACAAGGUUCUCUGUUUCCAAUUGACUACAAAGGACACAGUGGAGGAGAAGAUCAUGCAGAUUGGCCGCAAAAAGAUGGCACUUGAUCAUGCCUUGAUCGAAAGUAUGGAUGCUGCUGAUGAGGCAGGAGAGAAGGACCUUGAAUCUAUUCUUAAGCAUGGCGCAGAGGCAUUGUUUAGUGGCGAUGCCCAGGACAAGAUUGUUUAUGACGAAGCCUCCGUUGACAAGCUACUUGACCGCAGUCAGAUCGAAAGUACUAGUACUGGUAACGACAAAUCAACGGAGUCGCAAUUCUCCUUCGCACGUGUCUGGGCCAACGACAAGGCCACACUCACUGCUAACAUCGACGACGAUGCUAAUGAGAGCAACGGGCCAACAGACUCGAACGUUUGGGAAAACAUAUUGAAACAACGUGAAGAGGAACACCAGCAGGAGCUUGCGAAGCAGCAUCGUGAGUAUGGCCGUGGUGCUCGCCGACGGGCUCAAGAUGUGCGCUAUGAUGCAGUAGGUGGCUAUAUCGAAGGCAUUAAUGACGACUUCCUGACAGAACACCAGUCUCAGAUUCAGGGCGACCUCGAACUCGAUGCAUCCACAGAGAGUGACUUUAAUGCUAAGGAGUCUGAGGGGAGCGAUGCCGAAGAGGAAGAGGCUUACUCUAAGGUCUCACCCAAGAGCAGAGCUCGAAAAGCAUUGGCACCAGAUGUCGUAACUCUCCUAGACAAGCCGUUGUCGCCGCCGCCGCCGCCGCCACGGCUACCAUCUCUCCCCAGAGACCCGUUGCAGCCAAGAAAAAGAGGCAGACCAAGAAAGCCAGUGGACCAACUAACGCCGUCAAACCGGAUGGCAGCGAAGGUGCAAAAGCCUCCACACCCGAACCAGUCCCUAACAACGAGCCUUCGAAACCCUCAGCUUCCUCUGACAAUGCCGCCGAUACAGCAGUCAGCGGUCCCGGAGGCGCCGACAUACCUACAGAUGGCUCCGCAGCCAAUGUAUAAACCACUCCCAGCACAACAUUCAACCUCGUUGUCAAUGAGCUUACCCACGAAUAAUGGCUGGGGUAAUCCUAGUAGUACCGUGCCUCAAUUUACCCCUACUACUAAUCAAAAUCCUCUAGUCUCGUCGUGGUCCCGUUUACAGCAGCCGCCUGCCGGAUAUCACAACCUACCCGAUAGGGCCCACUCCUUCCAGCAUAUUAAUACUCCGAACUAUCAAACGAAUCCUGCGACUUCAUUGCCAAGUGGGCCAGCGCCUACGAACAUGACUCUGGUGUCAAAUAUUCAAACUAUGCCGCACACCAAUUUGGCAACAAACUUGACUUUAGGUCAAAACGGCAUAGAGCGAGGAGUCCCUUGCAUCAUUUGCGGAGAGUCGCAUGCCUUUCUGGCAUGCGUGGACUUGAAUUCUGAACUUUCGCUACGCAUCGCAAUCGACUGUCUUAGACCGUUGAAGGCGGACUCUGAUCGUGCAUUCAAGGAACAGGUCAGGGAGCAACUUAGACAACGACUAAAAGUACUCACCAAAAAUGUGAGCUGAUUUGGGCAUCUGUCUCUGCAGACUGUGCACAGCUUAUUGCCCCCAAGGUUUGCUUCAACGGAUCUCACUGAUCCCCUCACCAUUGGCAAAUGUUUUUUUCCGACAUAGAUACCUGGGCGAUUCUGAUCAACGGAAUUGCUUGGGAAUAUAGAUAUGAGAAGACAAAUCAACAAGUUCGGACGUUGUUGGCCCUAUUUUGAGUGAAUGUAUUCGAGACAGAAGUUUUCAAUUGGUAUUUGAACAACCAACAGUAUACAGG